GCUGAUGCUGCGGGGAGCGAUUUAUUGCGACUUCCGUCGAGUCGAAAUGAAACGCGGCCAAGCAGAAGGGACAAGGACGCUGAAAUAACUCAAAGGAGGACGGUAAAGCUCAUCUGAGAUGCUCGACCAGAGAUUUCUCGGCAAGGGGAUUUGCGUCCGGUGUGUGCGUCUCCGCUCCUUUAACGAAAAACACGGUUUGCCUCUGAGCUAAGUCGAAACAGAUGCGCCGGUCGUUCACGGGAUUAUUUAUCAGUGUCAGUGUAUGACACCGUGCAGCGGUGACAUUCUCAUCUGAGAAGCACGGGGAGACUCCCGCAAACUUCAGGACUUCACAAACUGUCUAUAUAAGAUCAUAUGAGUGCAGCUUUCAGUUCCCCGUUCAUGAUGAUGCAGCGUCCGGUGGGAAGCACCACCGCAUUCAGCAUUGACUCGCUCAUCGGAGGUCCACCGCAGCCCAGUCCGGGACAUUUCGUGUACACGGGCUAUCCCAUGUUCAUGCCCUAUCGGUCGGUGGUGCUGCCUCCGCCUCCUCCGCCACCUCCUCCAGCUCUCCCGCAGAGCGGUCUCCCCGCGACCCACCCGCACCACCCGAUCCCGGGCUUGCCCAGCGGCUUCUGCUCCAGCCUGGCGCAGGGCAUGGCGCUCACAUCCACGCUGAUGGCCACCUUACCCGGCGGCUUCUCCACGUCGCCAUCCCAGCAGCACCAGGACGCGGCGAGGAAGCUCGGCUCUCAGUCCAUUCAUGCCAUGUUCGAUAAAUCUCAGGAUAUCCGUUUGGACGGAGAGGAUGGGAAAACGUUCCCAACGAAAGAAUCGGCGACCCUUCCUUCAUUUCACGACUCGCAGUCCGUGCACACCUCCACAGCGCGAGGUCACAACAAAGACGACGCGAAGGAGGACGAGUGCCACAGGAAAGACGAGAGCUUCUCCAUGGACAGUGAUUUAGAUUACAGCUCCGACGAUAACGGGCCCGGGAACGCCAUGUGUCAGAAAGAAGACGGAGACGCCGGCGGAGGAAUGGACGAUGGCAUCCACGGCGGGAACGGGGCCGGGAACACCACGUCCACCGGGAAAAACCGGAGAAGGAGAACCGCUUUUACGAGCGAGCAGCUCUUAGAACUGGAGAAGGAGUUUCACUGUAAGAAAUAUCUAUCCCUCACAGAACGCUCACAGAUCGCCCAUGCCUUAAAGCUCAGCGAGGUGCAGGUCAAGAUCUGGUUUCAGAAUCGAAGGGCCAAGUGGAAACGGGUCAAAGCGGGCAACGUGAACUCCAAAACCGGAGAGCCCUCCAGAAACCCCAAAAUUGUGGUUCCCAUUCCGGUGCAUGUCAGUCGGUUUGCGAUACGCAGCCAACACCAACAGUUAGAACAGGCCAGACCUUGAUAGGCUGGGGUUAGAUACUGGAGGACUAAGAGACAGAUCAGCGAAGGCUAAACAAGGCUAAAACCGUUCUCGAGGAACCCAGGACACGCAGAUAGUUUGUGCUAUAUAUACAUACAUAUAUAUAUAUAUAGUUCAAACGAGGAAAAAGAAGCAACAGACUCGACUCAAACGAAAAGUUCAGACUAAGACCUCAUUCUGGAAGAAAGUGCAGUUUUAUCCCCUACUUCGGACCAAACCACGAACGACUUUUAGUUGAGGAAACCCCACAGUGUAUUUCUGUUUAGUUUCGUGUGACUGUCCGGUUCUUGUGUUUUUGGCGGAGAUUAAUAUUAUCCUAAAAGGAGCACUUCUGGUCUCUGCUGAAGAACGCGAUGUAAUUCAAUUAAUAGCGAAAUUAACACCAACUGUUAAAUACGUGCUCUUUAUUUUUUUAAUGGUAAAUAGUCUUAAUUUUAUUUAGGUUUUUUUCGUUUGUUUGUUUGUUUUCUUGCAUUAUUUCUUCCACUUUAUUUCUGUAACCUUUCAAGACGUCACGGGCACGCUGCUAAUUUAUUUAAUAUUGUGAGGAAGAAAAAAAAAACUUGCUAACGUUUCAUGAGUUUACUGACUUCAGAAUAUUGUGUGGAUUAAAGCUGGACCAUAAACAAUUGUAAA
This is a messenger RNA of Puntigrus tetrazona (Sumatra barb), 2037 nucleotides long. RefSeq names its product gastrulation brain homeobox 2 (gene gbx2). The record is from RefSeq and is a predicted model, not a curated record. The transcript has 2 exons. Lineage: Eukaryota; Metazoa; Chordata; Actinopteri; Cypriniformes; Cyprinidae. Gene Ontology annotation, cellular component: nucleus. Gene Ontology annotation, molecular function: RNA polymerase II transcription regulatory region sequence-specific DNA binding; DNA-binding transcription factor activity, RNA polymerase II-specific. Gene Ontology annotation, biological process: regulation of nervous system development; regulation of transcription by RNA polymerase II. Bases 355 to 1383 code for a protein of 342 amino acids.